Molecule: messenger RNA, 1093 nt
Organism: Apis cerana (Asiatic honeybee)
Lineage: Eukaryota; Metazoa; Arthropoda; Insecta; Hymenoptera; Apidae
Gene: mtTFB1
Product: mitochondrial transcription factor B1
Biological process (GO): rRNA methylation; transcription initiation at mitochondrial promoter
Cellular component (GO): mitochondrial matrix
Molecular function (GO): mitochondrial transcription factor activity; rRNA (adenine-N6,N6-)-dimethyltransferase activity
Source: RefSeq, a predicted model, not a curated record
AUGUCCACUAUAAGAUUACCACCUUUACCAAGUAUAAGAGAUAUAUUGAAAAUAUAUCAUUUAAAAGCAAUGAAAGAACUUUCACAAAAUUUUAUUUUAAAUCAAAAUUUAGCAGAUAAAAUAAUAAAAAAAGCAGGAGUUCUUAGUGAUUGUCAUGUAUUAGAAAUUGGUCCUGGUCCUGGUGCAUUGACUCGAUCUAUUUUAAAAUCUCAACCAAAACAAUUAAUUGUUGUAGAAAAAGAUAAAAGAUUUGAACCUACUUUAGAAAUGUUGGUAGAUGCUUUUGCAGCUGUUAAUGGUAAAAUGGAAAUUAUCUUUGAUGAUAUUAUGAAAAUAAAUAUGAAUAAUCUUUUUCCUUCAACUGAAAUGAAAGCUUGGACAGAAAACUGUCCAAGAAUUAAGUUAAUUGGUAACUUACCAUUUAAUGUUUCAACACCUCUUAUAAUAAAGUUAUUACAUGCAAUUAGUGAAAAAAGAAGUGCAUGGACAUUUGGAAAAACUCGAAUGACAUUAACAUUUCAAAAAGAAGUUGCUGAACGUAUAAUAGCUCAACCAUUAGAUAAACAAAGAUGUAGAUUAUCUGUAAUGGCACAAACGUGGACACGUCCAAUUUUACAUUUUAUUAUACCAGGUACAGCCUUUAUUCCCAAACCAAAAGUUGAUGUUGGUCUUGUAACAUUCAUACCUUUAACUGUUCCACGAACAAAACAUGAAUUUACCAUUUUUGAAAAAGUAACACGACACAUCUUUAGUUUUCGUCAAAAAUAUAGUAUACGAGGUGUUGAGACAUUAUUUCCUCUAGAAUACCGAACUGAAUUAGCUCAAAUGAUGUAUAAACUUGCUGAUUUGAAUCCACAAACAAGACCAAUAGAAUUAACAAUAGAAAAUAUUGAUAAUCUUAUUAGUGCAUAUAAACAUUUAUUAAAAAAGCAUCCAGAUAUAGAAUUAUAUGAUUAUCGUACAUCUCGACGCAUAGUAUCAUUAUCUCAUUCAAAAGAUAUAGAAAUCGUAGAGUGUGUAGAUUAAAUUUUGAGUAAUAAAUGAAUUUUUGUUUAAAUAAAAUAAUAUAAUAAAUAAUACAUAUUAUAUUUGA